GAGUCCCUAGGGUCCCUAGACUCCGAAAGCGUCUGCUAGUUCUGCUUUGUGCUCCGUGUGUUCUCCUGUGUUUUUAGAUAAUAAUAACUGGGAAGAAAGUGCAUCGUGCUGUGCACAAUGAGAAUUUUCGCCCCAAAUAGUGCAAUUGAGAUGUAAAGAGCGACUGGAAUGCUGUUUAUCUCAGUGGUGUAAUUUCGUUCUGCUCAACUAUUUUGGGCCAAGUCUCUGCUCUUGUACCAAGGAGAAAAAUGUCGCAAAUUUAAUUUGCCCGAGAAUGGCGAGGGCUAGUGCAAAUCUGAGAGCAACUGAGAAUUGACGAGAGCGGGAAGACAUGUGUUGGCGAUUGGAGAAUAAUUAUUUACCAAAUAGUUAAUCAACACCACAUAAAAUACUGGAACAACAAUUCUGGGACAAUAAUUCCGCCAAUUUCCCUUGACAGGCACAGAUUCUAAAAUCUCCGGAAAAUCAGAUCAACUAUCCAGGAUGUAAAUAAUUCUCAGUUACUGCACCCUCAAGAAAUAAACUAUCCGUGAAAAUGGGAUUUUUUAUGAGAAAUCAGAUAGCAUCAAUAAUUUCCUCUGAAUAAAUCUGGAAUAAAAUGCUGAACGAUUGAGAAGAGAGUCAGAUUGUUUUCUUCUGAAUUACUGAUUAGUGACGUCUAAUUUUAUCCCGUGAGAUCUUUUCUUGGAACGUGUGUGAGCUGGAGUGUUUAUCAGUUCAUUGGAAUCAGAUGCUGGCCUAGGUACUGGAGGUUGACACCAGCCUCUGAGGGAGAAUUUUUGGUAUCACAGAUACCACUGAGAGCUCAAAUCAUCAGUCAUAUCCGACUUGAUGAGAUUCAUUUGACGCAACAUCUCAUUUGUGUUGGUGAUCCAUUAUCGAGAUUCAGCUCUACUGUACCGGUGAUUUCAGUUGGUGGAUGAUAAGUGGAUGAGUCGCCACUAUCGCUGAAGCCGCAAAAAGUGACAGCAUUGGCCUUCUCACUUCUCUCUACCAGAUAAACACAAAAUUGGUUAUAUGUUGUGUCAUAAAACAUCGCAAUGGCAUCUUUGAAUGUAGUGUCUUCGUAUCAUCUCCUCGUAUUACUGGGUUUACUAGCAGUAUCAUCUGGACACGAUGUCAAGGGCUCGACUUACUGUGAAUUUUACAAUGAAACGAUGUGCCCAGGAUGCUCUGAGCGAGAGGAAUGUGCCCCACAGGAGCCCGACAAAAGAAAUCACUGCUUUGUGCUGUGGCAGAUUGAUGAUGUGACGAAGAAGUCCACCAUAAAAUUGAAGGGUUGCUUUCUAGAUAGCAAAGAGUGUUAUGACAAGAAUCAAUGUGUAGAAAAGAACGCAGAGAGGAAGAAAAAACUCUUCUUCUGCUGUUGCGAUGGCAAUAUGUGUAAUCAGAAUUACACGUGGGAUCCUCAGCCCACAGAGCCACCCACCGAGCAUCACGAUUUCAAACCAGUUCCAAAUACUGAACAGCAAAUUCUCACACUGGUGCUGUCGGUGUCAGUGCCUCUAUUAAUACUCAUUAUUAUCCUGUCAACAUUAUACUGGUGCUAUAAGCGGAGAAAACUUGGGUAUUUCAAUGAGGUGCCAACGCUCGAGCCUCUGCCUCUGCCACAGCCAUCCCCUAAUUUAGGUCUGCGUCCAAUACAGCUAGUGGAGAUAAAGGCGAGGGGACGGUUUGGGGCUGUCUGGAAGGCACAGCACAAGAACGAUGUUGUUGCUGUCAAAGUAUUUCCUGUGCAGGACAAACAGUCUUGGCAGACUGAGCAGGAGAUCUUCAAGCUGGCACACAUGGAUCACGAGGAUAUUCUGCAUUUCAUUGGUGUGGAGAAACGUGGUGAUAAUUUGCAGGCUGAGUUCUGGCUGAUCACGGCAUAUCAUGAGAAGGGCUCUUUGUGUGAUUAUUUGAAGGCUAAUGUCGUCAGUUGGCCAGAGAUGUGCAGGAUUUCAGAGUCCAUGGCUAGGGGACUCAUGCAUCUCCAUGAGGAGAUUCCAGCUAACAAGGCUGAUGGAUACAAACCAGCUGUUGCUCACAGGGACUUCAAGUCGAAGAAUGUCCUUCUGAAAUCGGAUAUGAGUGCGUGUAUAGCUGAUUUUGGCUUGGCACUCAUUUUUCACCCCGGGAAACCCUGCGGAGAUACUCAUGGACAAGUUGGUACUCGGAGAUAUAUGGCUCCGGAAGUCCUCGAGGGUGCCAUAAAUUUCACGCGCGACUCAUUCCUGAGAAUUGACAUGUACGCAUGUGGUCUAGUUCUCUGGGAAUUGGCGUCCAGAUGUACUGUCCAGGAUGGACCAAUUGGAGAGUACAGAUUGCCAUUUGAGGAGGAGGUGGGACUGCAUCCCACUCUGGAGGACAUGCAGGAGAGUGUGGUCCAUAAAAAGGAACGUCCACUGAUCCUGGAGACGUGGCGAAAACACAAUGGGCUCGUUGCAAUCUGCGACACGAUGGAGGAGUGCUGGGAUCAUGAUGCAGAGGCUAGGCUGUCAGCGUCGUGUGUCAUGGAGCGAGUUGCUACUCUCAGUAGAAGUCUCGUUAUAAAUUCAUCGACUUUCAUCAGAGUCGACAACACAAACGAGUGUCUGAAUACCAAGGAAUCUAAUCGACACUUACUUGUCUGAACCGUACGAGGCCACGGAUACGUAAUUAAUUGUACAGGGAAUUCUACCGAUGAAGAUUUUAACGCAGAGAAGAGUAAGCUGCAUAUGAAUAAAAACUUAUCAAUUUUUUCAAUCGUGUGUUUGAAGACUAUUAUGGAAAUUAAUAAGAGGAAGAACAAUUUUAUAUGUAAUAGGUCUACUCAGUAUCGUAUGUUUUCCUCGUGUAGCUACAAACAGUUCAACCGUCGCUAAUAUCCCACGCAUGCUUGAUUUCCUUCCUCGAGAGGAUUUAUUCUUGAGUCAUCGAUCAAAUGGACAUCUGUUGACUGACAUUGGGUUUUGACAGUGCCAAAUAGUGUAGAUAAUCUCAUAUGUUUUUAAUUUUUCUACGUUCUCUGUUUAUUUCAUUUUUUUUUAAUUCACUGGCUGCAUUAUUAUUUUUUAGUAUUAAGAAACCAAAAAGUAGAGGGAAUUUGUGAUUAUUUUGCAUGAUGUUUGAGUUGGAAUUUCGAUAUUUAGGAUCACCAAUCGUGCAAUAUUAAAUUUGAGAAUCCUCUAGUGGAAAAUAGAUCACUUGCAAUUGAUAAAGAUGUAACAAGUCAUUAUUUUCAUCGUUGGUCGGCAGCAUACUUCCUUUCUACCGAAUUGUGCAUUAGAUUGAUGUCGAAUGAGGGAAAAUAAGAACUUGGUUGCUAAUACAUUUCGUACCUGCACAAUUUUUCACUUUAAUUGAUGAAAUGAGCUUUGAAAGGGAGUCAUGUGGGAGUUGAUCGGAUCAGUGAAUUGUUAUUGAAAAAAAAAACCAUACAAGCAUUAAGUGCGUACUCACCAGUGAAAUAAUUCAAUUGUAUGAUUCGAAAAUGUACUAAAAUAUCUAGCGUAUGUAAUUAUGCUGAAAAAUUUGUCCAUCUCGUGUUGAAUUUUCACUUUAAUCUAUUAAUUUACACUAGCCCCCAGUUGUGGGAAUAUUUUUCUAUAUUUUUAAACAACUGUUGAAGUUAUGAUUGCGAAUGUUUUUCGGCUUUGUUGAGCAAUCUGUCAUCGAGGUAAUAGUCCAUUUAUACUGUUUUAUUUUCCAUUGAAUUUUUCGUUGAAUUUGACGAAUCGAAGGGGCAGAGACUGAACGGACAUACUUCGUCCAAUUUUUUAUAAAACUAACUCAUGAUUGAAUAAUCAUUGCUUUCUGGAUUAUGUAGCAGCUAUCGUUAUAUGUUAUAUUGCAGUUAUAUGCGAAAUACAGGCGUAAAUGAGCUGGAUAUCCUUCACUUGGAAUGCAUUGUCCACACUUGUGAAAAUAAAAAGAGAUGUUUAAUUAUGUAAAUACCAUGGUAUACGUAUAAAAGAAAAGAAAAAUAUUGGGAGAUUGGAAAUUUUCAUUCAUCACCCGAUAAUAUCAAUUAUAUUCUCCAGAAUGUUUCGACGAUGCGUCUGUGCACAAAACUCAUUAUAGCGUAUUAGUUUUUUCAGUCUAAGUUAGUUUUUCGAAUGAAUAAGAAACAAUCUGUAGACACACAUCCCUCCCUUCGCCCUCCCUCCCAUAAUUUUUCAAUAAAAAAUAUCAUUAACAUUUUCAAAUAGUGAUCAUUUAUUUUGUAAAACAGACGAAACACUUUUCCAUCAUGAAUAUCAUCAUUUUAUUUAUGUAAAUGUAUACAUACUUAUAUGUUUUCUCAGUUAUGAGUGUUGUUACUAAAAUUUCAACCAGAUCUCUUGUUCACUCGCAUCCGUGAUUUUCAUAUCAUCUUUAUGUAUUGCUUAUUAAUUUCAAUAAUCCCCGCACAGAAUACGAUAUAAUUAUCAUUAGUUUUCAACGUAAUGAGUACAACAUCUAAUGAUUUUCGGUCAGUAAAGCCAAAGUGAGAUACUUGUACAUUUAAUAUAUAGAAUAUAUACAAACUACUCCUCCUCCACUGUUAUAUUUUAUAAAUCCGUAUGAAUUUCAACUCUGUAAUGAUUCCCAUCAUCUGGCAAAUCGCUGUUGCACAUUUCUAAUUUUCUGUUUAGUCUGCGGCACACAUGGACUGUACAUAAAGCAAUAAAUCUCAGCAAUGUAGCUACUAUAAUUUCUUCUCCUUACGAUCUCAGGAGGCUUUACACUCUAUAAUAGUAAGCAAAAACAUGAACUA
This is a messenger RNA of Fopius arisanus, 4720 nucleotides long. It is a transcript of the gene put, whose product is annotated as activin A receptor type 2 punt. The coding region runs from base 1041 to 2615 and encodes 524 amino acids. Gene Ontology annotation, molecular function: activin binding; ATP binding; metal ion binding. The transcript is spliced from 7 exons. Gene Ontology annotation, cellular component: activin receptor complex; plasma membrane. Gene Ontology annotation, biological process: protein phosphorylation; cellular response to growth factor stimulus; activin receptor signaling pathway. NCBI's taxonomy places the organism in Eukaryota, Metazoa, Arthropoda, Insecta, Hymenoptera, Braconidae. The record is from RefSeq and is a predicted model, not a curated record.